AUGUGUAUUUUCUCGCCUGAGGUGUCAACUCAUCAUAUCCCGCAUAUCGGUGUCCAACACACUUACGUAUUGUUCACAGCAUCAUCGAAAAUGCCGAGCCAUGGUGUGCCACGUUACAAACCCGUCGAGAAAUCCGCGGAGGCACGAAAGCAAGAGCAACAAAAGAUUGAUACAUAUCGCGAUCUUGAGCGCUUGGUUUCCACAAAGGUGACUGAGCAUGAAUAUACACUCGACACUCUGAACAGGAUCUCAGAGUUGUUGUCUAAGAAUCCCGAGUACUACACAGCCUGGAACUACCGCCGGCGGGUGCUGCGGUACCAGUUCUCACAGGCAGGAGAUUCGGACGGAGAUACUGGACCGAUUCUUCAAUUAAUCUCGAGUGACCUCCAGUUUCUAAUUCCUCUUCUCAAAAGCUUCCCCAAGUGCUACUGGAUCUGGAACUAUCGCCUGUGGCUGCUGGAUGAAGCCCGCCGCCUGUUGCCAUUUGAAGAGGCACAGCAAAUGUGGCAGCAAGAACUUGCCCUUGUGGGCAAGAUGUUGACCCUGGAUAGCCGCAAUUUCCACGGGUGGGGUUACCGGCGCUUCGUGGUUGAGACCUUGAAAGAGCUUGGCACCACCGAAGCAGCAAAAGGCAUGACGCAGACUGAGUUCGAAUAUGCAAAGAAGAUGAUCGGCGCCAAUCUAUCGAACUUUUCCGCAUGGCAUUACCGAACCAAGCUGAUCCAAUCGCUUUUGGAUGAGCAAUCGGCCACCGAUGACGAGCGGAGGAAAAUGUUAGAUGAUGAAUUAUCACUUAUCCACCAGGCAUUUAUUGAUCCAUAUGAUCAGUCACUCUGGUUUUACCACCAAAACCUGAUGGGUGCCUUUGAUCCAGCAAUGGCCCAUCGUACUAUGACCCCUCAUUUAAGCUCAUCCGAAAGAUUGGAAUAUAUUCGGAGUGAAAUUGAAGAGAUCCAAGAAAUGCUUGACGGGGCGGAGGAUUGCAAGUACAUCUACCAGGCAUUGAUCGAGUACACCCUUCUCGCCUCCAAGGUAGAAGGGAGUCUCUCGACAGAGGAUCGAGAGCAAAUCCUGAGCUGGCUCUCAGAGUUGAAGAAGUUAGAUCCCUUGCGACGCGAAAGGUGGAUUGACCUCGAGAAGACUCUCUGA
Penicillium salamii is the source of this 1149-nucleotide messenger RNA. The record is from the annotation of a GenBank genome assembly. NCBI's taxonomy places the organism in Eukaryota, Fungi, Ascomycota, Eurotiomycetes, Eurotiales, Aspergillaceae.